Penicillium lagena is the source of this 330-nucleotide messenger RNA. RefSeq lists its product as uncharacterized. The coding region runs from base 1 to 330 and encodes 109 amino acids. Lineage: Eukaryota; Fungi; Ascomycota; Eurotiomycetes; Eurotiales; Aspergillaceae. The transcript has a single exon. The record is from RefSeq and is a predicted model, not a curated record.
AUGAUCCUUCUCCUGGACGACUGUGCUCGUCUCUUGCAAGAGCAGGCCCGUUCUAUCUUUCAGGCUCACCGGUGGAGCGACUACUAUGGAGACUGUAGCGCGCCACACCCACCUACUCCGGAGUACAGACGUCCUACUACAGUAGUUUCGCAAUUGAUCCCAGGCGCAGCAUGCACGUCACAGAGCAAUGCCACCUGGGCAAGGGUCAGACAGAAUAAUUUCCGGAGACCUGUUAGGCAUUUGGAUGUGGACGUAGCGGAGAUAGUAGCAAUGUUUCACCGCACCUUGAGGCCCGGUGUGGGUGUUAAUGCCCAGGUUGUCGAAGUAUGA